AUGGUGUCUCUACCCCAGUCCUCUGAGGACUGGGAGCGUCUAAAUGCUAAGUCAUGGGAACUGCCAAACUAUGGCCCUGGUCCAGAUUUUGGUCGGGGAACCAUCUACCGCCAGGACUAUGAUGAGUACACGGAAAAUAAACGUCCUGAUUACGGUGAUGAGGAUGAUCUCGAGGAUGGUCGCCCUGCCGACAAAUAUCCACCACACCCCACAAGUUCAACGGUCCCUGUAACUAAUCGGCCCAUCUCAAGUGUACCUGUUGUACCCAAGCGAUCACAGAUUCCAAGUCAGAGUACCUUUCCAACCCAACAUGUUAUUCCUGGACCCAGUGCAGGUCGAGCACAGGCACCGGAGGGACCAAUCUUCAAUGAGCGUGGGCCUAAUACCAGCAGUUCCAAUACGUUCGCACGGCCGCAUUAUUCCGCUCGUGAUCUCAAACCAGGUCAACGUACCCCUCUUGAAGGGGGACAUACUGACACAUCACGACCACAGUUUCAGGCAAAAAAAUGGAGUGCUAUUUCAAAUACUUCGCAAUACAGAGCUAAGAAUCCACCUACCAUGCCAGGGCAAAAUGACUCUCAUUCCAAGGCAAAGUGGCGCAAAGGCUUCUCUCCAGAUGCUUCUUAUCGUCUGCCUUACGAGUGUCAAGUGUUCCAAGAAAAGGUUAGACAAGUAACUACAGGAGAGGCUUCCACCCUCGACUUCCGCCAGAGGAUUAUCGAAGAUACAGGUGCCUAUGUGAGGAUGAGCGCGGGAAACGCCAGACUAGUUCACAUCUGGGGCCGGCAAAAACAGGUUUUGGAGGCCCAGAAUAUGCUCCAAGAUAUGUUGAGUCAAUUGAUGCGGCGGCCGACUUUGCCUAGAGCGUCGGCGUCGCGUUGGACUAAGGUACACGCGCAUUCAGUUACGAAGGUUGCCCAUGCCCGGUCGCAGGAAAGCCUCGAGGAGAGAUUGUCUGAGAUGCGAAAGCCACCGAAAAUUGCCACGGAUUAUACACUUGCUUUCCUCUGGCCGUCGGAUGGCCCCUCGUUGAACUACUUUGUUACUGCCCUGCGCGCAGUCCUCGAUUCCAUUCGCUUGAGUUAUGACGUGAACAUCUACAUCAGGCCUGGUAUCCCGGACUACCUUUUCAUGUCUGGAAACCAUGAGCGGGAUAUGUGCAUCAUUGCAUCUCGAUUCCGAGAGCUGUGGGAGAGGCUAAUGGUCCAAUACGAGAUGGAAAUCAAGCUGUUCCUUGUGGCAGCACCUCCGGUGGAGCUUAUGAGAACCCACGUUAUUCUGCAAAAGUCUGAUGGGUUGUUAAGACCUGCUCUCUGUGGACCGGAACUGGCUCCAGAAGUAGCAGCCACCUGGCAGACCACUGCGGAGGAGGUCAAGCUGAACAACAAAAGCAUCGUCACCACCCGCCUUAGGAAAGCACUACAUGUGAUUCCUCAAUUUCGGGGAUUCCUGCAAAUGCGAGCGAAAUUCGGUUUGUUCACGCUGCAACAGUGGCGCAAGCCGAAAGAUGGCGCUUCUUAUGAGUUCUCAGAGUUUCGCGAGAUGCUUGCCCAUAUGAACACCGAAGGACGUUUGCUCCCGGGAAUCCGGCUGCAGCAAGAUGAGAUCUUCAAGCGUAUCAUGGAAUCAAAAUUCCUUAAACCCUGGGGCAAAGCCAAUAUCAAAUCUCUCCCGAGCCUGAUGCCUAGAUAUUCCGCCAACUUUGAGUACCAAGUGAACGACGAUUCCAUAAUUCGCGUGGAAGCAAAAUUCUCUCUUCUCCUUGGCUCGCAGGAGUUUGAAGUCAACGGAAUCCGUUGUUACAAACCACAGCAGACUAGUGCUCCUGUUGAUCGUCAAAUGCCAAUGCAGAUCAGUAUGAUUGAUUUUGAAAGGUCCGACUGGCAACUUGAGGUGAAAGCUCUUGAGCUCUGCCCUGAAAAGGAGAUUCCCCCCGAGCUAGACAAAUUCUUGCGUUCUAUUGGUUUCCAAUGGAACCCAAAUGUAAAGAGCAUUGCAUCUGCCCCCAAGCGCAAGGCGAGGUUCUCAUAUGGCUCGCCAGUCAAGCGCUUCGUCGAAAAGGCCGCUAUUCAGCUUCAAGUCAAAGACUCGCCGCAUGUAUUUGAACUCGCCCGUUUCGACGAGUACAAGUAUGGGGCUGGUCACUGGUCGAUGACCCCGAAAGUGUCCUGGGGUGCAUCUCUGUUCAAUCCUAGUUGGGAUGAUAUACUAGGUGAACAGGUUGAGGCCAAGGCUCAUGACAUUUCCAAAGACGGGUGCCUGUCGGUAUUCUUUCCCUUCCCUGGGGAUGAUCAGGAACAUACAGACAAGGACAAGCAGAAAAUGGACGAUGAGGUCCUUAAGGAGGCUGAAAUCCGUAAGAUGAACGAGGAAGAGCAGCUGAGUCUUUUCAUGGGCACUGUCCAGAGGAUCGCGCGGAUGCUGUCAAAUCCGGGCGCUGAGAUCUCAGAUGUCCUUGAGACCGAUCUUGGAAGUCUGUUCUAG
Messenger RNA from Penicillium vulpinum, 2484 nucleotides. RefSeq lists its product as uncharacterized. The transcript has 9 exons. The coding region runs from base 1 to 2484 and encodes 827 amino acids. NCBI's taxonomy places the organism in Eukaryota, Fungi, Ascomycota, Eurotiomycetes, Eurotiales, Aspergillaceae. The record is from RefSeq and is a predicted model, not a curated record.